AUGAAUGUACCAGAAACAAAAGCCUCCAUUUUCGGUUGUUAUACACCGAACAUCGGAGUGAAACUUACGCCAUCGAGUGAUGAGGUUACUGUCUUCGCGGUGAUGGGAGCUACGGUCUUCAUAGGCCAUAAUCAUGUACAUGCUCACACUCUCGGUGUCGCAGCAACGCCUGAGGUGAUUCGUGCCCUCGAGCCCUCCGGACAUAUCUCGGAGAUAGAGAGCGAUGAUGAACUUGUAUCUUCACAGCAGACCACAACGACAUCCACGAUCUUAGCGACCACGAGCCAGCACACCCCAACAUUAUCUUCUGUCGCAAACCACGCCCAAACCGCUACGGCGUCAUACUCAUACAACGAGACUGUUCAUUUCUACUCAUCUGAAUUGCGGCCACCUCCCUGUGUCGCAUUCUCCCAUGACGUCCCAAAGCUUUUCCGGGAAUGGUACAAAUCUGAUCACAUUGUGCUCGAUGGUCGUGGUAUUCCCAUCAGUCAAUGGGACAAGCUCUACAAGAAGACGAUUGCGAUACCAGAACUCACGAAGGCCUGGGACUCAUUUCGCUCGCUAUGGGGUAACUGGCGGUUCGUGAUUACUGAAUUCGAACGACUUGGCUCCGAUGAAACCCGGUUCUGGGCCAAAUUCAAGACCAGUAACGGUGCACGAAUGAAGUAUCAAGAAAUUCUUGACCAGCUUCUGGAGGAACGGAAGGGGGAGGACCUUGAUCUGGGUCCGAUGGUGUCGAGUGUGAAGGAGUUCUUUGGGGGAGACUUGACACAUCCAGAUGCAGGGUGCACAUCCACUUACAAGAAGAACGGCCAAGUUCUGACGGUUUCAAAGAAUAAGGAGAUAGUCUCACGGUUUCGCAAGCUCUGUUCAGUGGAUGCGGGACUGCAGGCCCGUUGGGAUGAAUUCAAGGGCUCGAGAGUUUAA
Molecule: messenger RNA, 927 nt
Organism: Stereum hirsutum FP-91666 SS1
Lineage: Eukaryota; Fungi; Basidiomycota; Agaricomycetes; Russulales; Stereaceae
Exons: 4
Coding region: 1-927 (308 amino acids)
Source: RefSeq, a predicted model, not a curated record